Molecule: messenger RNA, 1203 nt
Organism: Pyrenophora tritici-repentis Pt-1C-BFP
Lineage: Eukaryota; Fungi; Ascomycota; Dothideomycetes; Pleosporales; Pleosporaceae
Product: PAT1 multi-domain protein
Source: RefSeq, a predicted model, not a curated record
AUGCACAGCCAACACUCAGUUGUAUCAAGGCGAGACCCUCAUACGCCACAAGAUCAGCAUCCCGCACAGCAACACAUGCAAAACGAACAGUUGCCACAGCUACCCACAUAUCCUGCUUCAGAAGCGCAACAGUUGAAGCAGAACCCACAACUUUAUCCGUACCCAAACCAGUAUUCUCAGUCCUCCUGCGGACAGACACAGCAGCUACUGGGGCUGCUAAACUACGCGCCUUUUGGACACCCGCAUGACGCUAAAACCCCUGUAUCGCAAAAUUCAGUGCAUAUGCCAGUGCAAGUACAGCACGAAUCACAGUCACAACAUCACCCGACGGCACAAAACGGCAAGGAGAACGUCCCACAUGAUGAAUGGCAUCUGUUGCUGGGUGUCGUGCCGACCGACCACGUAAGCAUAUUGUACUGGAGCCGAACUGUAAACGACUGGGUGGAUAAAAAGCUCGAGAAGUGCCGAGUCGGUCAGCUAGAACAGGGAUUCCAUAUAUCCCUCGCCGCUAUCAGCUUUAUGCGAUACAGAGCAGAUCCAACGCAAUCCGAAGAGUUCUUUGAAAAGCUCGAAAGAAUGCAAGGUGAAGGGGAUAUAGCGACAAUCGCGCAAGACCACCGCCACAAAGCUCCUGCCCUGAAUGCACGCGCAGCUACAUAUACCCCCACGCCUGAAAAGAAAAGGAAGAAUGAGGACGCUACAUUGGUACUUAAGUCUCAAGACAAAGUCUUCGUUGCAACAGCCCCAAUUUUUAGGCCUUCAGUCCAGCGUCACACCCAGGACGUGCCCCCGAAGCAGACUGCCCAAACUACGCAUUGCAAGUCAGAGGUUGAGCCGCCGUAUUGCCAUUUCAUCCCAUCAUACGCAACAAAGGAACUACUGCUUGUUAGCAAGUACUCAAGCCGAUUAGACAGCGGUCAACCUCCACCUCCACCCCCGGCCGCUACGCCCCGACAAGUUCUAUCCCGCGAACUUCACAUAGGAGAUGAAGUUCCCAGAGACAACACUCACCGACCGAAGGGUCCUCCUUUCAAGACAUAUCCCAAGCCCGCGGACCUUCAAAGCAAGUUGCGACUAGCGCUCGAAAGCAGCGAUUCGUUUGACCAUCUGCGAAAGAUGUGGUUUGAGCGAGCUCGAGGCCAAGACAGCAAGGAUGACAAAGCUACACGUUCACCAGACAGAAAGGACGAGGUGGCUAAAUAG